AAAAUACUCAGUGUAGUUUAAAAAAUCCUGACUGUUCAGGUUUAUUUUUGUUUGGAAGGAAUUCCAGCUUCUUUGUUGGUGAAAUGAGUUUUAUGUUUCAUUUGCGUGAAAGUCAUGAAUCAUUACGGCUGAAAAUACCUGGUUUUUCCUGCUGGUGCAAAGUGCAUAAGGAGUGGGGCAUCACCUCCUGACUUCCAUAAUACACAGGCAGCAACAUAAGAAUAACCUGGAAUUCAAGGGGUGGUUUUGUUUUUUAGACAAAUGGACAUGAUGGUUAGAGUCCAAGAGCAUGAGGGCUGGAGCAGCGCCAGUGACAGCACUGAUUUACAGACACCGUUUAGAAAAAGAAAAAUACCAGGUGCAAGUCAACCAGGGUAGCAAACAUUUUAACAAUUCACAACAGUCAGAGGUGAGCAGAGUACCCAAAAAAUUGUACUUAAACAUAGUUUACCUCAAGUGAGAGUAAAAAGAGCCUGUUAAAUUUUGGGAUGGCUUUUGCAGUACAACCAGUAUAAACAGGAGGUGGCAGCAAUUCGCCGUACCUCCCUUAAUACCAAGAAGCGAUAUGUCCCUGACCAAUAUGGCGGCCCCGUUCACGUAUGGCUGUGGCGGGCUUCGACAGGACGUCACCGGAAGCAGCAUUUGUUUACCUCUGGAGACCUCAAAGACUCCGGAAUCUAAAGUUUGUCGUCCAACUGACUUUGUGAACUGAACCGUUAAGACAACAUGGCUUCAAAUUUAGAAGAGGAACUGUCCUGCCCCGUUUGUCGGGACAUCUUCAGAGACCCCGUCCUCCUGUCCUGCAGCCACAGCUUCUGCAGGGCCUGUCUGGGCAGGUGGUGGGCGCAGAAACAGAUCCGGAAGUGUCCGGUCUGCAACUGGGACUCCGACCGCAAGGAGCCCACGUGCAACCUGGUGCUGAAGAACACGUGCGAGGCUUUCCUCCUGGAGCGCGAAGAUGUCUGCCAGCUGCACUCAGAGAAACUGAAGCUGUUCUGCUUGGACCACCAGCAGCCGGUGUGUCUCAUCUGCAGGGACUCCAAGCAGCACAGCGGCCACGUCUUCCGGCCCGCAGCCGAGGUGGCGCAGGACCGCAGGGAGGCGUUGCGGAAGUCCAUCAUGCCCCUCCAGGAGAAACUCAAGCUUUUCACAAAAGUCAAGGAAGACUUGGACCUGACUGCCCAACACAUUCACUCCCAGGCCCGACUCACAGAGGCCAGGAUACGGAAGGAGUUCAGGAUGCUGCAGCGGGUUUUGCGUGAUGAAGAGGAGGUCAGGGUGGCUGCGGUGAAGGAGGAAGAGGAGCAGAAGAGUCUGAAGGUGAACGAGAAGAUUAAGGUUCUAGACGGAGUAAUGACUGCUCUGUACGACACCAUCAAAUCUGCAGAGAGGAAGCUGAGAUGUAAAGACGCUGCGCUCCUGCAGCGCUCCAGCGCUGCAGGAGCGGAGCAGCAGCGCCCCCUGCCGGAGCUGCCCCGGCCGGCUGCAGGCGCACUAAUGGAUGUGGCCAAACACCUGGGCAACCUGCGCUUUAACACCUGGAAGAAGGUCAAACACGUGGUGUCCCGUACGCCAGUGGUUUUGGACCCAAACACGGCCGGACCGGGACUUAUCAUCUGCGAGGAUCUCGCUGCGGUCAGGCGGGGAAGCAGACAGAAACUCCCCGGGAAUCCCGAGAGGUUCGAGUCGGAGGGGAUCGUUUCGGCCUCCAGGAGCUUCACUGCGGGGGUCCACUUCUGGACCGUGGAGGUGGCAGACUGCAGCAGCUGGUUCGUUGGCGUUGCAGAAGAAUCGUUCAAAAGGAAGAAACCGAUUCAGUUCAGGUCAGGAUUGUGGGCUGUUUGUUUUUCCAAAGAAAAAUAUUCCUAUUUCUCCCCUGGAACGCCCGCCAGCUUCCACGUUACAGGAAAACUGCAGGCAAUCCGGGUCCAUCUGGACCUGGAGAGGGAAAAACUGUCUUUUACCGACCCCAGAACCCUCAAGCACAUCUGCACCUUCUCACACAGCUGGUCGGAGAAAAUGUUUCCGAUCUUUUACGUGGGAGGCGUCAAACCGAUGAAGAUAUUACCGUCAGAGGGCGGCGGGCCGGAAGACGAGGACAGCAAGGAGUAGGACGCCAUUAGGAUGAGGACAGACAUUAGGAUGAGGGCAGACAUUAGGAUGAGGACAGACAUUAGGAUGAGGACAGACAUUAGGAUGAGGACAGACAUUAGGAUGAGGGCAGACAUUAGGAUGAGGGCAGACAUUAGGAUGAGGGCAGACAUGUUCCUCAGGGAAGUGAAGCGGCUCAUCCUGUCAGGAGACGCUUCUCCAUUACAAUCUUUGUCUAUUGCUGCGUUUCCAUUAACCAUAAAAUUGCAAUUAUGAGAAUAAAUUUGCUUAAUGGAAACACGAAAAUCGUAUUUAGCAAAAAUGCAAUGAAACACUUUUCCCCCACAUUACAGUAGAUCAACAGCCGGAUAUCACUGCUGCUGAAAACAGGGAAGUAGGAAGUAGGAUGGUGAAUAUUUAAUUUUAUUUUAGAACAAUGUGCAGCUGGCUCCAUCAUAGUUCUCACAGCAUCAGGGUUCAUAAAUAGUUGUGCAUCAUCGUGUUGAAUCCAAAGCUCUUCUGUAAAACUACAAUUUCCCAAAACGUUGCUUACGUUGCCGGCUCCAAAAUAGGCGGGGCUUGUUGUAGGACACUAAGGUUUCCUCUGAUGGCUGAAUUAUGAACACAUGUCAUCCAGCGUCACUUCCUCCUGCCCUGAUUUUAUUUGAUCAAAAAACAAACAGACCGCUGCCUGUCGUCAUCUUCGUCUUCGCUGGCAGUGGUGACGUCAGGCUGUUGGUCACGUGACUCGUGUGAUUUUUAACAGUCUUUCCAUUGCACUCUGGACAAGUCCAUUCAUUAAGGCUGAAAAAACACCUCAUUUCAGCGCAAAAUCUGUCAUGGAAAAACUCCAGUUUUUUCAAAAUUGGUGUGUUUCCAUUAAGCAAAUUUAUUUUUGUAACUUCAAUUUUACGGUUAAUGGAAACAUAGCUGGUGUUAAAUUAAAAAUGGUGAAUUAUACUGAAAUGAUGCUGCAACAGAACCGUCACCGCCAGAGUUUACAGUGUUUAAAACAAACAGAAGGGAGAUUUCUUCUAAAUUAGGAAUAAAUAAUCCUAUAAAUGAAUGAAUCAACACAUUUGUAUGGAAAAGGAUUCAGGAUUAAAUAAUUCAGAAAUUAAUCUCAAAGUUCAGAGUUUAGACUCAGAAUUCUGACUUCUU
Xiphophorus maculatus (southern platyfish) is the source of this 3252-nucleotide messenger RNA. Its product is annotated as tripartite motif-containing protein 35-like. NCBI's taxonomy places the organism in Eukaryota, Metazoa, Chordata, Actinopteri, Cyprinodontiformes, Poeciliidae. Bases 727 to 2112 code for a protein of 461 amino acids. The record is from RefSeq and is a predicted model, not a curated record. The transcript has 2 exons. Gene Ontology annotation, molecular function: zinc ion binding; protein binding.